CCUCAUCUUCAUCAGCGGUGGAGGAGGAAGACACGCUCGUCUUCUUCAGCGUGGUCCGCACUGCAGAGGGAUGAGGAAGGUGAGGAGCAGUGAGGAAGAGGAGCGGGCGUGAGCGUGGGCACGUGAGCAUGAAGGAUCCAGAAGUGCCAUCAAGAUCUGCCAAGGAUGUGGCCUGGUCCUGGUCCUGGUCCUGCAGGUGAAGUCGUGGACCACAAGACUCCCAUCUGGACCUGGUCCUGGUCCUGCAGGUGAAGUCGUGGACCACAAGACUCCCAUCUGGACCUGGUCCUGGUCCUGCAGGUGAAGUCGUGGACCACAAGACUCCCAUCUGGACCUGGUCCUGGUCCUGCAGGGAAGUCGUGGACCACAAGACUCCCAUCUGGUCCUGGUCCUGGUCCUGCAGGUGAAGUCGUGGACUACAAGACUCCCAUCUCUCCUCCUCAUCUCUCCUGGGCGGCCAUGCCUGAAGACCACUUCCCAGCUGCUAGCGUGUCCAGCUGAAGGUGUGGCAGGUCUAGACUUGGACCAUGCCAGCUGCUCCUCAGCUCAGGUUCUCCUCUCCUCUGGUCCUCAGCCAGGUGUGACCCCGCAUGGAUUUCAGGGAGAGGAUAGCGCUGACCCUCUGAUUGGACACCUCUUUCUGGGAGCGAGUAGAUUUUGUCCUCUUGUCCUCCAUCAUGGCUCUGAGGACCUCCUGACUCCGGCAGCUGAUGGUCCACCACUGCGUCCCGCCUUCUGAUGGGCGUCAGCGAGCGCGGGAUCCAUCUUGAGCUCCACAGCAGAACUUGAAGAAGAAGUCCUCUCCCCCCCACUUUGUGCCGGUGGGGGGGAGGGUGGAGGUUAGGUGGUAGUUGUGUAGUGGUGUAGAUGUCCUCAGGGUGUGGACUACAAGGCAUCUCUGUCUGACUUUUUUUCUUUUUAGCCUGAGCUAAGUUAGCAUUAGCCAUGGAUGCUAAUCAGGGCAGCCCUGAAAGCCCCAACCGGGCAGUGGAGUACCUCCUGGAACUCAACAACAUCAUCGAAAGCCAGCAGAAGCUUCUGGAAACGCAGCGGCGGCGGAUCGAUGAGCUGGAGGUCCAGCUGGACCGGCUCAGCCAAGAGAACAAGGACUUGCGCUUGGACCGCCAAGCCGCCGCGCCCCCUCCGGAACCCCCUCUGCCACCCCCUCCGCCGCCGCCGCCUCCGGCCCCGUUCUCCUUGGCCCCCGCCAAGAACCACCACCACAACAGCCAAGUCCCGCCCAAGCCGCCGUCCUCCAUCCCGCUCUACCACAGCCACCACCACGGCGCCUACAACAGCACCAACGACGCCGCCAUACCCACGCAGAUUGCUCCGCCGCCUCCCCCCAACCCUGCCCGGGGACACAGCCGCCUGCGGCGAGUGCCAUCCACCAGCACCGGAACUAACACCAACUUCGUGGAGAAGGAGAAGGAGCGGCUGGAGCGCCUGCACAAAAGCAACUCCGCCAACAACCACCACGCGCACACCCUCCACCUCCACAAGACCGUGGAAGCUGAUCCGAGGUGUCCGGAGUCGCUCCCAUUUCCUGACUCGUCAUACGGCCCCCCGCCUGCCUUCCAUCCCUUUGGCCCCUGUGAGCCCUACACCACCUCCGGCAGGCCCCUGGGAGCCCCCCACACGCAGGACUCCUCCCCCCCCAGCCCAGCCAGCCUGCUCUGGGCUCAGAGGAGUCGCCUACAGCCGGCCAGCCUGGCUCUACGCAAGCAGGAGGAGGAGGACAGCAAACGCUGCAAGGCCCUCCAUGACAGCUAUGAGCUCUCUGCUGACCUCCAGGACAAGAAGGUGGAGAUGCUGGAGAGGAAGUAUGGAGGGCAGUUUGUGUCCAGGAGGGCAGCUAAGAUCAUCCAGACGGCCUUCAGACAAUAUCGCAUCAACAAGAACUUCCAGAGGCUGAGGAGUUCUGCCUCUGAGAGCAGGAUGACUCCACGCAUCAUCUUGUCCAACAUGAGGAUGCAGUACUCUUUUGAUGAGCGUCAACCGCAGGGUCAAGGGUCAGCAGGUCAGCAGGGGUCAGAGGACAUGGACGACUCCUUCACCAAACAGGUGACCUCGCUGGCAGACUCCAUGGACGACUCUCUCACCUGCCAAUCAGGUCGUGAGGACUCCCAGGAGGCGGGGGGGGAGGGUGAGGAGGACGAGGAGGAGGAAGAGGAGGAGGAGGAAGAGGAGGAGGAGGAAGAGGAGGAGGAAGACUACAGAGAGUGCACCUGGCGUGGAAGCUCCGCCUCCUCCUCGCGCCGCCACGUGGUGGGCCAGGCGGGCAGCAUGCACGAGGACAGCACAGCCACCUCCUUCAGUGACGUCACGCUCUACAUGGACGAUGGCUGCCUCCCCUCCUCGCCCCUCUCACGACCCCCCUCCUCACCCCUCUCCUGCCCCGCCUCCAGCUCCGACGCCGAGUACUGGGGCGGCGGAGGCGGCAGGGAGGACAGCCGAGAGAUGGAGCGAGGGAGCGACGCCGGCCGCAGGAGCAGUCGGGGGGAGUACCGGGGCAGGGCCGGGGGAGGCGGGGGAGGAGGGCACCUUCCUGUCUUGACCAUAGAGCCGCCCAGCGACAGCUCGGUGGACAUGAGUGACAGGUCCGAGCGAGGCUCCAUCGGCCGGCUGGUGUACGAGCAGGAGCCGCCAGGGGUGGAGCAUGGAGACCAGAGGGAGCAGCGGGGAGGCGACGGCGAGAGCGGGGAGGAGGAGCCAGGAGGGGGCGGGGCAGGAAGCAGCGAGGCCGAGUCGCCGCAGGGAACCAUCAAACACAAACCCAACGGCCGCUCGGUGGUGACGGCGCAGGGACAAACGCGGUGCUCCGCCUCCCCUGCUGUGCCCCUCCCCUCAGCCCGCACCCUGCCCCCCCAGGGGCUGCCUCAUCCACUCCAGCACGUCCACCCCCACCCGUCGCCCCUGCCCCACCUGCCCACCGUCCUCCACCACCACCCGCAGUACAAUCACAUGAUGCACCACGGGCACGCCUACCUGCCGCACUUCCCCCAGCACCACUACCACCACCUCCACCACCACCACGCUUACCCGGAACCCCCCUCCUCACCGCUGCCCUCGCCCGUGCCCCCUCUGACGCCGCUUUCCCCGCUGCCGCUGUCCUCCGCCAACAUGGACGCCCAUCCGCACCUGCACCACCCGCACCUGCACCACCACCUGCACCACCACCUGCUGUGCUCCGACGGCGACAACGAGAGCGUCAACUCCACCACCACCAACUCUAACGACGACACCACCGUCAACAACGGCAGCUCGGGCUCGUCGUCACGGGACAGCCUGCGUGAACCCAUGGGUGUGGCCUCGCUGGGCAAGCAGACCUACCAGCGCGAGAGUCGCCACAGCUGGGACUCGCCCGCCUUCAACAACGAUGUGGUGCAGCGGCGCCACUACCGCAUCGGACUCAACCUCUUUAACAAGAAGCCAGAGAAGGGCAUCCAGUACCUGAUCGAGAGAGGCUUCGUGUCGGACACACCUGUGGGCAUCGCCAGGUUCAUCCUGGAGAGGAAAGGUCUGAGUCGUCAGAUGAUCGGCGAGUUCCUGGGCAGCCGGCAGCAGUUCAACAAGGACGUGCUGGACUGCGUUCUGGACGAGAUGGACUUCUCCGGCAUGGACCUGGACGACGCCCUGAGGAAGUUCCAGGCUCAGAUCAAAGUGCAGGGAGAAGCUCAGCGGGUGGAGCGGCUGGUGGAGGCUUUCAGCCAGCGCUACUGCGUGUGCAACCCGGUGCUGAUCCGCCAGUUCCAGAAUCCAGACACCAUCUUCAUCCUGGCCUUCGCCAUCAUCCUCCUCAACACAGACAUGUACAGCCCCAACGUCAAGCCCGAGAGGAAGAUGAAGCUGGACGACUUCAUCAAGAACCUGCGAGGGGUGGACAACGGUCAGGACAUUCCACGAGAGCUCCUGGUCAACAUCUAUGGCCGCAUCCAGAAGUGGGAGCUGAGGACCAAUGAUGAUCACGUCUCUCAGGUGCAGGCCGUGGACAGGAUGGUGGUCGGCAAGAAGCCAGUUCUGUCGCUGCCCCACCGGCGGCUGGUGUGCUGCUGUCAGCUGUUCGAGGUGCCUGAUCCCAACCGAGCUCAGAGAAGUGGCGUCCAUCAAAGAGAAGUCUUCCUGUUCAACGACCUUCUCAUGGUAACCAAGAUCUUCCAGAAGAAGAAGGCCUCUGUCACCUACAGCUUCCGACAAUCAUUCCCACUGGUGGACAUGCAGGUGCACACCUUCCAGAACACCUACUACCCUCACGCCAUCAGGCUGACGUCGGCCAAUCCGGGCGGGGAAAGGAAGGUUCUCAUCGUGUUCACGGCGCCGAGCCAGCAGGACCGCGCUCGCUUCACCUCUGACCUCCGAGAGAGCGUGGCCGAGGUGCAGGACAUGGAGAAGUACCGUCUGGAAGCCGAGCUGGAGAAGCAGAAAGGUGUGAUGCGGCCCGCCCCGCUGACGGGGGGCGGAGCCAUGCCGGGGGGCGGGCCCGGGGCGGAGGCGGUGAACGGCACCCUGGGCAGGCCCAGCCUGGAUGACACGUACGCCUCGGUGGACGGACUCAAACGCACGGCGCUCAGCUCCUCCCUCAGGGACCUCUCGGAGACAGGAAAGCGAGGUCGCAGGAACAGUGUGGGCUCCCUGGACAGCACCAUGGAGGGUUCCAUCAUCAGCAGCCCCCGGCAGCACCAGCAGUACCACCCUGGGGGCGUCCUGGCCUACAGCCCCAUGAUGGCGCCCCCGUCCCCGGCAGCCUACCGGCCGCACCGCCCUACUCAGAGCCCCGGUACGGGGGUGGGUGGUGGGCCGGGGCUCUGUCACAACCAGGGAUCGUUGAGCAUCUCCCCGCUCGUAAGCGGGGGCGUGGCUGGGGGCGGCGGCGGGAUGGCGAUGGUUGCCGGGCCGAGUGGCGGCGGCGGCCGGCUGGGGAACUUUUUCGGCAGCCGACGAGGGAAAGUUCCUGGUCCCCUGACGAUGACUUCGCCGACGCCACAGAGUCCCCUGAGUCCCCUGAUGAUAUCCUCCCCGCCCCACUACCCUGCUCCCGAGCCGCCCAUCGCCCACCCUUCCUCCCCUUCCCCAUGCCCCUCCCCAUCGGGCAACCUCGGCCAGUCGGACCCGGGAGGCCCGGGCGGGGCGCCGUCCAAGCUCCAGGCUUUGCACGCCCAGUAUUGCCACGGCAACAGUGGAGGAGGCGGAGUCAGUGGGCAUCAGCCGCAGCAGACUCCUCCCCCGCCUUACAACCAUCAUCACCGCUACCACAUGCAGAGCGUCCCCCAGCACCACCCCCUUAUGCAGCGGGUGUCGGUCCCGCGGCGCCAGGGCCCGUCCAGCUGCGCCGUGUCCCACAUGCAGCAGCGGGUCCAGCACGGCGCCGCCCAGCACCAACGCUACAGCGCAGUCUCUGGUUUCAUCACACCCCCGCCACUGUCCCCGCACUCGCCUCUUACCCCACACGGACUUUACCACUCCCAUCCCCGCGGCGGCGCCAAGUUGCCGCUCACCAUCUCGCACUCACAGCCCCACCCCCACGCUCACUCUCACAACCACUCCCCGCUCAGCUUGUCUCCCACCGCCACCCCGUCCACUCACUUCAUCUUUUCCGCGCCUCCGCCGCAGACCCCGUCGGCGCGCCUCGUCACCCAGACGCCGUCGCAGCCCUACGGCCCCCAGUACCCGCAGCUCUCCUCCAUCCCGCCCCCGCCGCCGCACUCCCCGCUACCGCCGCCGUCUGCUGCGCCGCUCUCCCCGCACCCAGGGGCGGCGGGCGGCCCGGGGCCCAAGUCGAAACCGGUCAGUCGGAUCAGCACAGUCGUGUGAGGAGCCUGAGGGCGAGGGUGGCGAGCGACCAUCGUGGGGCAGCGCUGAGAGGAAGCCGGCGGAGGAGGAGGAGAGCGGGCGGGCAAGUGCAGACGUAUCAAAAUGGCCGCCUGGUGAGACGGCGAGCGCUUAAAGCGGGGAAGAGGAAGUUACUUAGCCUGUGUUAUUUCCACCUCCACUGCCCCCGCGGUUAGCGCCGCCUUCUUUCAACUUACUGCAAACUGGACUGGUCCCUUGAGCGGCCAGCGGGGGGCGUUGUGCUUAGUUUGUGUCCUUGAUUGACAGCCAUGCAUGUCUUGCGCAAUAGCUACUGAGUGUCCACGCUUAUGCAGGGAAUAGGGGGGCGGAGUUGGUGACCCCAUAGCCCCGCCCCCAAAGUCAGUCAAGUUCUUUUGUAACUUUGAAAAGCCAUCAAACUAAAAGUCUUUUUGUUUUUUUACCUCCGUGCUUUGUGGAGUUGUUGUGUUGGCUCACAGGGUUGGUAGAUCACUUAUAUGAAGAAAUAUAAAUAUAUAUUAACCUAAACCCCGCCCACUUGGAACAUUCAUAGUGUGUUCUAUUUUCUACGUGUUGCCAAGGGAGGAGAUUAGCGUGCUACAAGGUGCCAAACAGGGUGCAUUCUGGGAAACAGAGUCUCUUUUUGUUCCAGACAAAUAAUCAUAACAAUCCUGGUUUUAAUGGUUUCAAACAGGUUUAAUGGUUUCAAACAGGUUUAAUGGUUUCAAACAGGGGUCCCAAACUACGGCUCCAGACCACCAGUGUCCCAAGUUUAGUUUUGAUGUUGUAUAAUCUGUCCUGUCAGCCAUCAAACCAUCUUGUUGACGUACAAACCUCAACACCUGUGAAGUUGUCACUUUGUGUAAAUGCUAAAUAACAACUAAUCCUUUUCCACUUACAUUCAAUUGAAUAGACAACAUAUUUCAUGUUCACACUGAGAAACUUUCUUCUUUAUUGCAAAUAAUCAUGAACUCAGAAUUGAAUGGCAACAUGUUUCAAGUGGCAAAAAAGAGUGCUAAAGUUGAGGAAUGCUCAUCAAAGACUUAUUUGGAACAUCCCACAGGUGAGCAGGCUAAUUGGGAACAGGUGGGUGCCAUGAUUGGGUAUAAAAGUAGAUUCCAUGAAAUGCUCAGUCGUUCACAAACAAGGACGGGGUGAGGGUCACCACUUUGUCAACAAAUGCCUGAGCAAAUUGUUGAAGAACAACAUUUCUCAACAAGGAAUUGAGGUAUUUCACCAUCUACACUCCUGUGGUGGAAAUGUCCGAAUCUUAAACAGGAACAAAAGAGAAUUUGUUACAAGAGAUUGAUUUCAUCAUAAUCAGAUGGUACAAGGUUGGAUUGGGUUGCCAUGAUUACAGACAACGUUCCUGGAGACGUUGGGUGAUGCGCUCUCGUGAACGAGCGCACACACAAGACUUGGUCCAACGUGGUUAGUUAUGCGCUCCCUGAUGGUCAGAGUCCAGCAUAACAAACAUCUUAUGUAACAUGUACAAUGUCAUAACAACAACCAGGAGAACGUGUACAUUGUCAGGGUGACCCGCCCAGCCAUGUCCUCCCUUGGUUCAUUCCGACCUCGCUCUCUUUCUGGACUUUGACAGACAAUGUCUACAUGCCUGGCAAUCUUCUCCUUCCAGCUGACACAUUGCAUCUCUUCCAAGGAGAUUCACAGUAAAAGGUCAGAAAUGCAUCUACACUCCGUAAUAUCAUCAAAAGGUUCAGAGAAUCUGGAGAAAUCACUGCACGUAAGCCAUGAUAUUACACACCUUGGAUGCCUCAGGAACACUUCAGAAAACCACUGUCAUUAACUACAGUUGGUCGCUACAUCUGUAAGUGCAAGCUAAAACUCUACUAUGCAAAGCCAAAGCCAUUUAUCAACAACACCCAGAAACGCUUCGCUGGGCCUGAGCUCAUCUAAGAGGGACUGAUGCCAAGUGGAAAAGUGUUCUGUGGUCUGACGAGUCCACAUUUCUAAUUGUUUUUGGAAACUGUGGACCAAAGAGGAAAAGAACCAUCCGGACUGUUCUAGGGUGAAAGUGUAAAAGGCGGCAUGUGUGAUGGUAUGGGGGUGUAUUAGUGGUCAAGACAUGUUCUAGGGUGAAAGUGUAGAAGGCAGCAUGUGUGAUGGUAUGGGGGUGUAUUAGUGGUCAAGACAUGUUCUAGGGUGAAAGUGUAAAAGGCAGCAUGUGUGAUGGUAUGGGGGUGUAUUAGUGGUCAAGACAUGUUCUAGGGUGAAAGUGUAAAAGGCAGCAUGUGUGAUGGUAUGGGGGUGUAUUAGUGGUCAAGACAUGUUCUAGGGUGAAAGUGUAGAAGGCAGCAUGUGUGAUGGUAUGGGGGUGUAUUAGUGGUCAAGACAUGGGUAACUUACACACCUGUGAAGGCACCAUUAAUGCUGAAAGGUACAUACAACAUAUGUUGUUAUCAUGGACGCCCCUGCUUAUUUCAAUAAGACAAUGCCAAUUACAACAGCGUAACUAUGUAGUAAAAGAGUGCGGGUACUAGACUGGCCUGCCUGUAGUCCAGACAUUGAAAAUGUGUGGCAGCUAAAAUAUGAGAAGGGAGACUGUUGAACAACUUAAGCUGUACAUCAAGCAAGAAUGGGAAAGAAUUCCACUUGAAAAAUGUGUCUCCUCACUUCCCAAACCUUUACUGAGUGUUGUUCAAAGGAAAGGCCAUGUAACACAGUGGUAAAAAUGCCUUUUUUGACAUGUGUUGCUGCCAUCUAAUUCUAACUUCAUGAUUAUUUGCAAAAAAGAAGAAAGUUUCUCAGUGUGAACAUGAAAUAUCUUGUCUUUGCAGUCUAUUCAAUUGAAUAUAAGUUGAAAAUGAUUCUCUUUUUAUUUACCAUUUAUUUACCAUUUAUUUACCAUUAUAUAUACAUAUAUGUAUAUAUACAAUUAAUCAAUACAAAUAUAUAUAUACAUCCACAUACAUACAUACAUAUAUACGUAUAUAUAUAUAUAUGUAUGUAUGUAUGUAUAUACGUAUGUAUAAUUGUAUUAUUUUGACCUAAUGUGGCCCCGAGUCUAGAAGUUUGAGGACCCCUGAUGUCACAUAAGUCAGCACCAAGGACAAAUAACAGUUGGGAGCGUCAUUGUCUGUGAACACACAGUAGGGGGUAGUGUUGCUUGUGUUGGCAGAAAGUUCAGUGAUGCUAAGAGUGGAUGUAAACAAGGUGCCUUGUGACAGCAAAGACUACUCACAUUCCCUAAUCACUCAAUCACUUGUUCCUUUUUUUCAUUUACUCUGAAAUAUUUGGGCUAAAAAAAAGAACAUGAGAGCUGGACUUAAUAUGGACUAUAUAUUGUUGUUUAUGCACUUUGACCAUGUGUUUCACUGGUGCAUGAUGGGAAAUGAAGCUGUGAAUGCAAAUAUUGAUGUUGUGUACAUAAGAUGUGCUUGUUUUUCUUCCAUGUGGCCAAACUGUCCUUCACACAAGGUGUUAGGUACUGUCCUUCACACUAGGUGUUAGGUACUGUCCUUCACACUAGGUGUUAGGUACUGUCCUUCACACAAGGUGUUAGGUACUGUCCUUCACACCAGGUGUUAGGUACUGUCCUUCACACAAGGUGUUAGGUACUGUCCUUCACACCAGGUGUUAGGUACUGUCCUUCACACCAGGUGUUAGGUACUGUCCUUCACACCAGGUGUUAGGUACUGUCCUUCACACCAGGUGUUAGGUACUGUCCUUCACACAAGGUGUUAGGUACUGUCCUUCACACCAGGUGUUAGGUACUGUCCUUCACACCAGGUGUUAGGUACUGUCCUUCACACCAGGUGUUAGGUACUGUCCUUCACACCAGGUGUUAGGUGAGGACGGCGUGCCUCUUAAGUCCAUCACUCUUUGCAACACAAGACUUGUUGUAGAAUAAUGUUGAUAUUCUCCAAAACAAGGACAAUAUUUCUUUGUUUUCUACUUUCCUUGUGUCCUAGCAUGUAAGUCAACAUGCUGACUGAGCACCAGUCACUUGUAUGCACGUCUUAUGUGCUUGAAAUGAUGACAUCACUCCCAGUACUUCCCACAUGGACCUAAAUGGGCUGCCGAGUCGUCAUCACGUGAGACGUGAACAAGCGUUUCUGCGGGGGGGAGUCAACGUAUUUACACAGGAAGUUACGCAAUGUCAGCUGACUUUCAUCUAAUUUGAUCAAUCAUUUCAUAUAUUAUAAACAUAGUACUGUCCAAUUAUUAUUUGUUUUUAUUAUUCUAUGAUUUAAAUUAACUUGAAAAAAAAGAGACCCCAAUAUUUUGACACAAAAAGCAAAUUUAUCCUCAGAAUUUCAUGAACUUUUCUUUUUUACUUCAAUGUCCGUCAUUUAUUUGCUCAAAACCUGGUUGAAGUGUUAUCUAAAGACCUGUGGAGCUUUAUUUUGAAGGGAAAUGUGGCCAUACCGCUCAUUUUCUUCCCUCAUCCGAUACCAAGUAAAAUUCAGGUUGGUAUCGAUGAUACCAGUCCGAUACUUUGUGCGUAUAAACGUGUCUAAAAGUUGUGUAUUUUCAAAUAAUAACAUGUCUAUCUAAAAUGUAAAAAAAAAAAGAGCAAUACAUGGGAAUGAGAAAAAGCUGGACAUUUAAAUGAUGAAUGAAUAAUAAUACACUUAGUCAAAGGUGUGUCUUUAGAAGUAUAUGAUCAUUUUGUAGUAUUUCUUUUUGUAUUAAGAAAUAUCACAAAGGCCCCCAGACUGAUUGACCUUCUGUGGAAAAACAACCCUAAUCAAAAUCAGAAGCUCUCCAAAUUAAAAUAUACUUAAAUAUAAACAAAGUUUAGUCAGUUAAUUAAAACAUAAAUAACACUAAAUUAUAAAUUGAUUUAAAUCAUAACCAACACUGAUGAUUGUGUAACUGAACAUUUUAGAACAGGCAGAAUUAUGGACGGACUCCGUUACGCAGUAAACGUUUGGACACUAAAGUAUCAAAAGUAUUGACAGUUUGAUUGGAGGAUCAAUAUUACAGCAUAAAGAUCUGAUAUCGAUAUGUCAGUAUGGAUCGGCACGUCACCGUAUCACUGACCUUGUCACAUAUGAACUGACCUUGUCACAUAUGAACUGACCUUGUUACAUAUGAACUGACCUUGUUACAUAUGAACGCUGCCUUCAGGUUCAUGUCAGGAGCGCAAAAUAAAUCAAUGCCAAACAUCAUUUUUACAAAAUUCUAAAUAAAUGAGUAGAUUAAUCUGUAGGUGUGCAUCAUACACCACAAUGUACACAAACAUGACACCACAAUGUACACAAACAUGGAGGUGUGUAUCAUACACCACAACGUACACAAACGUGGACAAUUGAAGACAAGAGCAAUUGUUGGCAGCAGGAACUAACCACCACAUUUUUCAUUUUGGAACAAAUCUUUUCUAAAUGCUGCUUUAUUUUAUUUUAUCCCUUUUCUUUUUGGAAAAAAAAACCCCGCAGGUGUGAUGAAAUGAAAUGACAAAUGUUGUGUUUGGUUCUGAGCUGGUACGUGUACAAUAGUUCUGAGCUGGUACGUGUACAAUAGUUCUGAGCUGGUACAUGUACAAUAGUUCUGAGCUGGUACGUGUACAAUAGUUCUGAGCUGGUACGUGUACAAUAGUGUUUGUGUCCACACAGAUGAUUUUUACUGUAUAUAAAUAUCAUACUUGUGACCUUGUUUUUGACAUUGGAGAGACAAUGUGGAAAUAUUUAUUGCUCUGAACAUAUAAAACAUCUGUUCAUGUU
Messenger RNA from Entelurus aequoreus (snake pipefish), 11495 nucleotides. RefSeq names its product IQ motif and SEC7 domain-containing protein 2-like. Bases 946 to 5811 code for a protein of 1621 amino acids. NCBI's taxonomy places the organism in Eukaryota, Metazoa, Chordata, Actinopteri, Syngnathiformes, Syngnathidae. Gene Ontology annotation, molecular function: protein binding; guanyl-nucleotide exchange factor activity. The record is from RefSeq and is a predicted model, not a curated record. The transcript has 18 exons. Gene Ontology annotation, biological process: actin cytoskeleton organization; regulation of ARF protein signal transduction.